Molecule: messenger RNA, 252 nt
Organism: Mesorhabditis belari
Lineage: Eukaryota; Metazoa; Nematoda; Chromadorea; Rhabditida; Rhabditidae
Source: the annotation of a GenBank genome assembly
AUGACACUUGGCCUAUUGAGAAUUCGCGAGAUGAUUCUAACUUUUGUCCUAACUUUUAUUCUUUUUGGGAAUUGUUAUUUGGCAAGGAAAGAGAGGCGAGAAUAUUCAGUUCUCAGUUAUCAACACAAACUCGAGCGAAAUUGUUUCUUCUCGCCCGUUCAAUGUUUUUUGAAUGACCGAUUCAAAGACCUACAAAAUCCGUCCAACCUAUGGGAAUACAGCCAAUUCCCGACCGAUCCAUUGUUUAACCGU